CACUAGAAAAUACGCGUUCUUUUUUCUGAAUAGAUCAAACAGCCAUUUGUCCUGUUUUAAGCCGUAAAUCCGGAGUGCUUUGUUAUGCUAAUGAAGUCUGACAUCACUCCACAGAUCAAAGCCACGGGGACCCCAUAUAAGCAGGUUCUUAGCAGAGAGGGCAGAGGCAGACGCGCAGCUGGCAACGUGCUCAUGACACACUCACAUCACACACUCCCCGCUGCAUCUUCACGCAGCCUUUCGCUUUUGUCGCUCUUCCCUUCCCCUCCCCUUCUCUGCCCACCCUUAGCGGAGUUUAACAGCCUUUACCUCCGGCUGAUCUCCAGUGCUGGGAUCUGUAGCUACAGUAUUUUGUCUGCUGCUGCUCUUGCCGCACAACUUUGUGUUUGCGGGGAGAAGGGCUGCUGGAGGGGUCGAGGCGAAGGUGCAGCUUCACCGGGGAAGGUUGCUGUGCUCCAAGAAGGAACCACAUCUAAACUGAAGGAAAUACAUUGUUCAGAAAUUUGGGAAGAUCCCCUUUUAAGAGUUGAUUUCCUUCUGAAAGUGGGUGGCUGUGGAAAAAUGAAGCUGAGUCUUGCAAUAUUUCUGUCUUUCAUUUUACAGACUGGGACUUGCUCUGGAAUAAAAUGGCUAGCUUUGUCCAAGACUCCCUCCGUCCUUGCUCUGAAUCAGACCCAGCACUGCAAGCAGCUAGAAGGUCUGGUAGUGUCUCAAGUGCAGCUGUGCCGCAGCAACCUGGAGCUCAUGCAAACCAUCAUCCAGGCGGCCCGGGAAGUGAUAAAGACGUGCCGCAGAACUUUCUCCGACAUGCGGUGGAACUGCUCCUCCAUUGAGCUGGCCCCCAACUACUUGCUGGAUCUGGAGCGAGGUACAAGGGAGUCAGCAUUUGUGUAUGCCCUCUCUGCUGCAGCAAUCAGCCACACCAUCGCCAGGGCCUGCACUACCGGGGACCUCCCUGGCUGCUCCUGCGGUCCCAUCCCAGGUGAGACACCUGGACCUGGGUAUCGAUGGGGAGGAUGUGCUGACAACCUCAACUAUGGUCUUGUCAUGGGGUCCAAAUUUUCAGAUGCUCCCAUGAAGAUGAAAAAAUCAGGAUCACAAGCCCAUAAGCUGAUGCAUCUGCACAACAGUGAAGUAGGGAGACAGGCCCUGAAAGCCUCUCUUGAAAUGAAAUGUAAGUGUCAUGGAGUUUCUGGUUCCUGUUCUAUCAAGACCUGCUGGAAGGGUCUUCAAGAACUGAGAGACAUUGCACAGGACCUCAAAAACAAGUACUUGUCAGCCACAAAGGUGGUACACCGACCCAUGGGCACACGCAAGCAAUUAGUACCAAAGGAUAUUGACAUCAGGCCAGUUAAAGAGACAGAGCUGAUUUACCUGCAGAGCUCACCUGACUUCUGCAUGAAGAAUGAAAAAGUGGGGUCACACGGGACACAAGACAGGCAAUGCAACAAAACCUCCAACGGCAGCGACAGCUGCGAUCUGAUGUGCUGUGGCCGAGGCUACAACCCGUACAUGGACAAAGUGGUGGAGAGGUGCCACUGCAAAUACCACUGGUGCUGCUACGUGACCUGUAAAAAAUGUGAGAGGACUGUUGAAAGAUACGUGUGCAAAUGAAACAUCUUCCAUGCAGUCAAAAAGCUUAGAUGCCAAUGGCACCAAAGCACAGUUCAUAGAGGAGGAAACCUCUCCUGGACUAGACAUCGUUUAUCUUGCAAAGACAUGGACUUGGAGAUGAUAUAAAGAGAAUUCCAUUACAAGAGUAAAAAUAACCUUGUUUAUUAAAAUGUAAAAAGGGGAAGGUUUUCCCACUAAUCAAAUUCUUCCUGAGAAGACAAGAGGCUUAAACCAAAACUCAUUUUGGAUCAUACCUUCUUGCAAAAACAUGCCUUAUGUUGCCAACAACAUCCAGCUAUCAAGUGCCUUUAGUACUG
Messenger RNA from Dermochelys coriacea (leatherback sea turtle), 1931 nucleotides. RefSeq names its product Wnt family member 11 (gene WNT11). The record is from RefSeq and is a predicted model, not a curated record. Lineage: Eukaryota; Metazoa; Chordata; Testudines; Dermochelyidae. Gene Ontology annotation, biological process: canonical Wnt signaling pathway; multicellular organism development; cell fate commitment. Gene Ontology annotation, molecular function: frizzled binding; cytokine activity. Gene Ontology annotation, cellular component: extracellular region.